Messenger RNA from Rangifer tarandus platyrhynchus (Svalbard reindeer), 1464 nucleotides. NCBI's taxonomy places the organism in Eukaryota, Metazoa, Chordata, Mammalia, Artiodactyla, Cervidae. The record is from the annotation of a GenBank genome assembly.
AUGAAUGCAAGUGAGUUUCGCAGGAGGGGGAAGGAAAUGGUGGAUUACGUGGCUGACUACCUGGAAGGCAUCGAGGGGCGCCAGGUGUUCCCAGAUGUGGAUCCAGGCUACCUGCGCCGCCUGAUCCCCACCACCGCCCCGCAGGAGCCAGAGACAUUUGAGGACAUCAUUAAGGAUGUCGAGAAGAUCAUCAUGCCAGGGGUGACCCACUGGCACAGUCCCUACUUCUUCGCCUACUUCCCCACGGCCAGCUCGUACCCGGCCAUGCUCGCGGACAUGCUGUGUGGGGCCAUCGGCUGCAUCGGCUUCUCCUGGGCUGCCAGCCCGGCGUGCACGGAGCUAGAGACGGUGAUGAUGGACUGGCUGGGGAAGAUGCUGCAGCUGCCCGAGGCAUUUCUGGCUGGAGAAGCUGGAGAAGGGGGCGGGGUGAUCCAGGGAACUGCCAGUGAAGCUACCCUGGUGGCCCUGCUGGCCGCUCGGACCAAAGUGACCCGACGCCUUCAGGCUGCCUCCCCGGAGCUGACACAGGCUGCCAUCAUGGAGAAGUUGGUGGCCUACGCGUCUGAUCAGGCACACUCCUCCGUGGAAAGAGCCGGCUUAAUUGGUGGAGUGAGAUUAAAAGCCAUCCCUUCCGACGACAAGUUCGCCAUGCAAGCUUCUGCCCUGCAGGAGGCCCUGGAGAGAGACAAGGCAGCCGGCCUGAUUCCUUUCUUCGUGGUGGCUACACUGGGGACCACAUCCUGCUGCUCCUUUGACAACCUCUUAGAAGUGGGGCCCAUUUGUCACGAGGAGGGCUUGUGGCUGCAUGUGGACGCCGCCUACGCGGGCAGUGCCUUCAUCUGCCCUGAGUUCCGGCAUCUUCUGAACGGCGUGGAGUUUGCAGAUUCGUUUAACUUUAAUCCCCACAAGUGGCUCUUGGUGAAUUUUGACUGCUCUGCCAUGUGGGUGAAAAAGAGGACAGACCUGACCGGAGCCUUCAGGCUGGACCCGGUCUACCUGAGGCACAGCCACCAGGACUCAGGGCUUAUCACUGACUACAGGCACUGGCAGCUGCCGCUGGGCCGGAGGUUCCGCUCUUUGAAGAUGUGGUUUGUUUUCAGGAUGUAUGGAGUCAAGGGACUGCAGGCCUAUAUCCGCAAGCACGUCCAGCUGUCCCAUGCGUUUGAGGCAUUGGUGCGCCAGGACACCCGCUUUGAAAUCUGUGCAGAAGUCACUCUGGGACUUGUCUGUUUCCGGCUAAAGGCUUCCAACAAACUGAACGAAGCUCUUCUGGAAAGCAUAAACAGUGCCAAAAAAAUCCACUUGGUUCCUUGCUCCCUGAGAGACCAGUUCGUGCUGCGUUUUGCCAUUUGCUCACGCACGGUGGAGUUGGCCCAUGUGCAGCGGGCCUGGGAGCACAUCCAGGAGAUGGCGGCCAAGGUUUUAAGAGCACCGGGGGAGGGAACGGCAGAGAUCAAAAAUUGA